Toxorhynchites rutilus septentrionalis is the source of this 2141-nucleotide messenger RNA. RefSeq lists its product as uncharacterized. The record is from RefSeq and is a predicted model, not a curated record. The coding region runs from base 1131 to 1994 and encodes 287 amino acids. The transcript is spliced from 2 exons. Lineage: Eukaryota; Metazoa; Arthropoda; Insecta; Diptera; Culicidae.
UCAUAGUGAUGGUGCGAACAUACAAAAGGAAAUCCGGAAGACAGAAUUGGUCAAAAACGGCCCUGCAGGCGGCUUUGACCUCUAUAAGGCGAGACGGAAAAUCAACGAAACGAGGCGCUAAUUACCAUGGUAUUCCGCGGCAGACGCUAGCUCGGUAUGUGAGAAAAUACGAAGCGGCAGUGUCGGGGCAGGAGGUGAGCCGUAUUGGUUCCUUUAAAACUGUUUUCACCCCCGUCGAAGAACAAGAGCUGGUGGACCAUAUUUUGGAUAUGGAGCUUCGAUGCUACGGCAUUACUACCCGUGAAAUCAGAAGUCUCGCAUAUCAGCUGGCGGAGAAAAACGGAAAAGCCCAUGUCUUCAAUAAUAAAACGCAGCUAGCUGGCUGGGAUUGAUUGCGUGGUUUUCGUAAGCGUCAUCCGGAACUAUCUUUGCGUGCUCUGAAGGCAACCUCUGCGGCUCGUUUACAAGGAUUCAACAGGGUAGCGGUCAACAAUUUUUUCGACGUUUUGACCCAGACGAUGGCGGCAGGCAUCUUUUCUCCAAGCAGGACAUUCAACGUCGACGAAUCAUCCAUCCUUACGGUACAAACGAAAAGAUCCAAUGUGCUUGCUUUGGAGGGACGCCGACAGGUCGGAUCGAUAACAUCUGCGGAGAGAGGGCUGCUUUCCACAGCAUGAAUUUGCAUGUCGGCUUCAGGAAACUUCGUUCCGCCGAUGAUGAUAUUCCCCAGAACCCGGCUGACCGAGGCUCUGAAAAAAGGUGCCCCUCCGGACACGCUCUUCGUUUGCAACUCGUCUGGGUGGAUGACGGUGAACGAAUUUAAUGCCUGGUUCGAGCAUUUCUUGCACCACACACGACCAACAGCUGAAUCGUCAGUGCUCCUCCUGCUGGAUGGACAUAACUCACACAUCAAGAAUCUCACCUUUCUCGAGCGAGCACGUGAGUGUUUUGUGACUGUUGUCACUUUACCCUCCCCCCCCCACUGCAGUCAUAAGGUUCAGCUUCUCGACGUAAGUUUUAUGGGACCCUUGAAAACUUCUUUUUCGAAAGCAGUCGAAGCCUACCUGUAGGCUAAUCCAGGUAAAGUCGCUACCCUUAAUGAAAUCAGCGAGCUAUUUGGAUUGGCAUACAUGCAAGCUGCUAAUGCGGCAACAGCGAAAAACGGAUUCAGUGCGACCGGUAUUGUCCCGCUGAUUAGAUUCGUUUUCACCGACAAAUGUUUUGCCCCCGCUGAUGUUACGGAUGUUCUCCCAGACAUUGAUCCCAUUCCAGGCGCGCCUUCAUGCAGUCGAGAGGAUGAUGCAUCUGCCAAAGUUGACACGUUGGAGUGUGAGACAGGUCGUUCACACAGGGUGAACCGUUCCUUCGAAGGUGAAAAUAGUUCCUUGCUUGAUGGAACAGCAGACGUCCUUCCUGGAACAGAAUCAGUUCCAUACACAGAGUGUUCAAGUGGUGCAUCUGCCGAAUUCAACGCAAUGGAUUGGGUGCCGGGCUCUCCUCAAAGUAUAAACAGUUCGUUUGGAAGUGAUGGAAAUAAAACCAUUCCGAUGACUUUACCGUGUCGAGUGAGUGACUUCAAGGUUUCUUCAUCUGAAGUGAUGUCUCUACCAAAAACAAGCACCCGAAAAAUCGUUCGAGGUAGGAGGGGAAAAGCCAGCAAUAUAACCGCCAGUCCUUAUCGGAAUGAGCUGAAGUCAUUGCAAACUUUGAAGAAUAUAAGAAAACUGAAGAAAGCCAAGAAAGUGGAGCAGAAAGGCUUUUCUAACAAUGGAUCCGAAACCUCCAAGCGAGGUCGACCAAAAGGAGCCAAAAACCAAUCAAAAACGACGGUUAUGCAAGAUUCACUUUGCGAACAUUGUGGCAGCUGCUUCAGUUUGUCGGAGGAUGGACAAGAUUGGUUAAAGUGUUCGAAGUGCUUCUUGUGGUUUCAUGCAUGUCAAGAGAAUGCACGAUGCCCAUCAUGUGACUUCGCAAAGAUGCAGUUGCCGUGCUGAGCUUUUCCUUUUUUUUUUAUAAAACCUUUAUCACUACACCUUGUCUGUUUUGUAGUUAUUUCUUCUUUUAUUGAAGAAAUUUUUUGUUGAAGCUAAUUAUGCCUUUGUUGACGUUGAAUUGUUUUUUUUAGUGUUGAUGAAGUAAGU